CGUUAGGUCAUGAAAAACUAUUUUCUCAAUUAAGGAUAAUAAAAUGAAAUCAAAACGCAGCCAAAGGCACACGGGACCCGGCUGGCAAGGAAAAGGCGUCAACACUGGUGACAAGACAGCACUAAUCCAAGCCAAGCCAACCAACCAACCAAGCCAAGUGAAACCUUUUGCUGGGAAGGUGUUUUACUUGGACCUACCAUCAAACAGAACAGCAGAGAAAUUGGAGAGUGACAUCAAGGAACUGGGAGGGACUGUUGAAAAGUUCUUCAGUAAGGAAAUUAAAUAUCUGGUGUCCAACAAGAGGGAUGCUAGAUAUGUGCAGUGCCUCAAGCAGGACUCUCCUGUCCCCAGCCCAGACUCCGGGCAGAGCUCACCUCACCCUCGGUCAAACCCGCACCGGCCUGGCAGCCACAGGGACAACAUCAAAAGCAGAUCUCAGGGCCAAAUGGACACAACCAAAGGCUGA
Molecule: messenger RNA, 466 nt
Organism: Monopterus albus (swamp eel)
Lineage: Eukaryota; Metazoa; Chordata; Actinopteri; Synbranchiformes; Synbranchidae
Product: protein DBF4 homolog A-like
Exons: 4
Coding region: 44-466 (140 amino acids)
Biological process (GO): regulation of cell cycle phase transition; positive regulation of nuclear cell cycle DNA replication
Cellular component (GO): Dbf4-dependent protein kinase complex
Molecular function (GO): protein serine/threonine kinase activator activity
Source: RefSeq, a predicted model, not a curated record